AUGCCUGGCUGGGGUAUUCAAACUUCCUCUACCUGUGAAAUUAAGAGAGUCACACAUUCAGACUCCGGGGUUUACUGGUGCCAGUCCACACACGGUCACAGCAGCAACGCCAUCAGCAUCACUGUCAAUGGUUUAGAGAACCCAGUGAUCCUACUGAGUCCUGCUGCCCCUGUGGUGGAGGGAGAGAACAUCACUCUGCUCUGCAGAACAAAGAAUCCCUCCAACCUCCCUGCUAAUUUCUUUAAAGAUGAUCACCCCAUCAAAAGUGAAACUGCAAACCACACGACCAUCUACCAAGCAUCUAAAUCUGAUCAAGGUUCCUACAAAUGUCACAUAAGUGCUCGUGGGGAAUCCCCAUCCAGCUGGCUGCUGAUACAAGAUCAUUCUGACCUUCCCACUCUCACACCGUCUCCCAACUCAGCUCAGAUGUUUGAGUAUAAGGACUUGAAUCUGAGCUGCGGCGUUCAAGGAUGGACAGUCAAGAGAUUCAGCACCUUUGAUAAACAAGUGUCCGGAUGUGAAAACUGGGGAAAAGCUACUUCCUAUGGUUGCAGCCUCCACAAAAUCAAGGGGCUGGACAGUGCUGUUUACUGGUGUGAAUCUCCUACACACCAGCGGAGCAACUCAGUCAACAUCACAGUUUAUGAACGAGAAUAUACUCCAGUAAUCCUGCAGAGCCCUGUCCUCCCCGUGAUGAAGGGAGAUAAUGUUACUCUGCUCUGUGAAUCAAAGAACAGUCAAUCCAACAUCCCAGCAACUUUCUAUAAAAAUGAAUCUAUUAUUGGGACUGAGCCUACAGGUCACAUGAUCAUCUAUAAUGUCAGAAAGUCUCAUGAAGGCAUCUACAAGUGUAACAUGAGUGUGGGAGUGUCUCCAUUCAGCUGGCUGUUCAUCAUAGAUCCUGAAGAUCCUGAUGCCCCAACCUCAGAUCCUCACAAAAACCUGUCUUCUCUGGGAAUACUGCGCUACAUCUUGGUGUACUUCCCAUAUGUAAUUUCCACAUUCCUCAUGGCUUCUAUAUAUCGCAUGUCUGCAGGAAGGAGCUCACAUUUUUCCAUAACGAUGCCUCCACCCACCGAGGAAGAUGAGGACCAGUCAUAUGAUGAUGUCAUGGCUGACGUCACCACUGAGCAUAAUUUCUAACUUAAACUCUCUGUCAUGUGUUGAAG
Pelmatolapia mariae (spotted tilapia) is the source of this 1169-nucleotide messenger RNA. Its product is annotated as sialoadhesin-like. Gene Ontology annotation, molecular function: transmembrane signaling receptor activity. The transcript has 7 exons. The record is from RefSeq and is a predicted model, not a curated record. The coding region runs from base 1 to 1143 and encodes 380 amino acids. Gene Ontology annotation, cellular component: plasma membrane. Gene Ontology annotation, biological process: cell surface receptor signaling pathway. NCBI's taxonomy places the organism in Eukaryota, Metazoa, Chordata, Actinopteri, Cichliformes, Cichlidae.